Molecule: messenger RNA, 741 nt
Organism: Coccomyxa subellipsoidea C-169
Lineage: Eukaryota; Viridiplantae; Chlorophyta; Trebouxiophyceae; Coccomyxaceae
Exons: 6
Coding region: 1-741 (246 amino acids)
Source: RefSeq, a predicted model, not a curated record
AUGGCGUCUCAGGAAGAGUUGCAGGAAGUCAAGCUGACAGACAGCAUCAACUUUGAGGGUGGCGGACUGCUUCCCGGGACAUGGCCCGCUGACAGGUUUGCGAGGCUGCUGCUCAAGAAACAGGACGCACUCCUCAGCAGCGCCUGCCUGGAACCCUCGCCCACUUCUGUGACCUCUCCUUCUGGCAGCAUCGCCGCCUACCAUGAGCCAUCUCAGGUGGAGGAGUGUGUGCGGGGGCACAUGGCAUCGCUGGCAGGGGAGCUGCAGAAGAUCCUGCAGCAUGUGACCGAUGAGCUGGCGACAGAAGUGGACAAGCUGAGCACAAUGCUGCUGCGCGAGCUGCUGGACGUUAGCAAGAGGGCCGAGCAGGAGAAGACCCAGCGCUCCUGCGGCCAGAGGGCCACAAGGGAGGCACUGGAUGAGCUGGCAGCGCGCGUGGAGGAGCAGAGCCGCCAGCUGGAGCAGCAGAAUGACCAGCUGCAGGCGCUGCAGGGCCGGGUGGCUGACAUGGAGGCGCCGCUGAUAGUGCGCAUCUUCCGGGGCAUCUGGCGCUUGUUUUUCGGCAGUGGCGGCCGCAAGGGGUCCGGCGGGGUGACCGGCAGCGGCAGGGGAAAAGCAGACGCGGAGAGAAAGGCCGCCGCCAAAUCUGGCGCGGACGAGGAACCUCUGGCCGAGGAGCGUGCUGCCUUCAUGACCCCGGGGCAGCGGCGCGCCAGCCGCGAAGCCGACGCCGAAAUAUAA